UCGGCCAAUAGGGUAAGUGUGUGGGUGGGGCUUAUGAGAUGUUUCUAUUGUAUCGCCGCCGUCGUCCAUGGAUUGACUUGUUUGUCGAGCAAGAUGGAGUUCCUUUUGGGAAAUCCGUUCAGUACCCCUGUGGGGCAUUGUAUCGAGAGAGCCACCGAUGGCUCCCUGCAGAGUGAAGACUGGACCCUGAACAUGGAAAUAUGCGACAUCAUCAAUGAAACAGAGGAUGGCCCAAAGGAUGCUAUUAGGGCGGUCAAGAAGAGACUCGGCGGCAACAGGAACUAUAGGGAAGUGAUGCUGACUUUAACAGUCCUUGAGACAUGUGUGAAGAACUGCGGUCAUCGUUUUCACGCUCUAGUGACCAGUAAGGACUUUGUUGAUGGCGUGCUUGUUAAAGUCAUCUCUCCUAAAAACAACCCGCCCACCAUCGUUCAGGACAAAGUGCUCGCUCUGAUCCAGGCGUGGGCCGAUGCAUUCAGGAGCAGUCCAGAUCUCACAGGUGUAGUUCAAGUGUAUGAGGAGCUGAAGAGGAAGGGCAUCGAGUUCCCCACAUCAGAACUGGAGACUCUGUCACCUAUACAUACACCUCUGCGGGCAGCAUCAGCUCCAGAGGGCGACUCCACUCUACAUCGGCACAGCACCAAGACUAAACCAGCAGCGCAACCUGUCCCUCCAGCCUACAGCAGCCCUCAGGUCCCCAACUUGCCUUCAUCUGGAGCCGUCAACCCGACCCCUGAACAGAUUAGCCGGCUCCGCAGUGAGUUAGAGGUUGUUCGUGGAAACACUAAAGUGAUGUCAGAGAUGCUGACUGAGAUGGUGCCAGGACAGGAGGAUGCUUCAGACUACGAGCUACUACAGGAGCUGAACAGGACGUGCCGAGCCAUGCAGCAGAGGAUAGUGGAGCUCAUCUCCUGCGUAUCUAAUGAGGCAGUGACUGAGGAGUUGCUGCAUGUAAACGACGACCUCAACAACAUUUUCCUCCGCUAUGAAAGGUAUGAGCGCUUUCGCUCCGGGAGGUCCACAGCUCAGACCGUCAACAACGGGCUGAGGAAGGUCCUCAGCGAAGCCACAGAGGACAACCUGAUUGAUCUCGGUCCAGGCUCCCCUGCGGUGGUCAGCAACAUGCCGAACUCAGCUCCAACCAACUUGCCCCCUACCCUGACAGGAGGACCCUCCUCCCCGGCCACCUUAGCCUCCCGUCUGGCUGGUUUAGAUCUGGGUGCAGACAGUGUGAGCAGCACCCUGAGCGCUCUCAGCAGCUGUAAGCCUCCGCCUCCACAGGACGACUUUGAUACGUUUGCUCAAACCAGGAGUGGAGCUCUGACAGAACCACACAGAACGUAA
Messenger RNA from Cyprinodon variegatus (sheepshead minnow), 1344 nucleotides. It is a transcript of the gene tom1l2b, whose product is annotated as TOM1-like protein 2. The coding region runs from base 34 to 1344 and encodes 436 amino acids. Gene Ontology annotation, biological process: signal transduction. Gene Ontology annotation, molecular function: phosphatidylinositol binding; ubiquitin binding; clathrin binding. Lineage: Eukaryota; Metazoa; Chordata; Actinopteri; Cyprinodontiformes; Cyprinodontidae. The transcript is spliced from 12 exons. The record is from RefSeq and is a predicted model, not a curated record. Gene Ontology annotation, cellular component: endosome; membrane.